This is a messenger RNA of Micropterus dolomieu (smallmouth bass), 1770 nucleotides long. It is a transcript of the gene ap5s1, whose product is annotated as adaptor related protein complex 5 subunit sigma 1. Gene Ontology annotation, biological process: endosomal transport; double-strand break repair via homologous recombination. Gene Ontology annotation, cellular component: AP-type membrane coat adaptor complex; lysosome; late endosome. The coding region runs from base 105 to 707 and encodes 200 amino acids. The record is from RefSeq and is a predicted model, not a curated record. NCBI's taxonomy places the organism in Eukaryota, Metazoa, Chordata, Actinopteri, Centrarchiformes, Centrarchidae. The transcript has 3 exons.
ACCAACGCGGAAGUGAGUAAUCAAUAUAAACAUUACAAUGUAAAGGAAACGCUGUUCGUGAAAAAGAAGUAGCUCUUCGGUGAUUUUCGCCCACACAUGACAAUAUGGUUCGAUGUUUCCUGAUCCACACCGUCUGUCCGGUCGGUGCUCUCGGUUCCGGGGAGAGUCGGGUGCUUUACUCCCGGGUCUUCGGUCCAGAUGAAGGCGUCUUGGCCGCCCAGCACCAAGAGCUCACCCCGGAGGACAGGCGACUUCUACAGAAGGAGAAGGUAGCUGUGGUAGCAAGGCAGGUCCGGAGCGCUGUCUCUCUGUCCCGGGAGGUUUCAGGUCGGCAGCUGGUGGAGACGGUACCCGGCGAGGAGGUGCUGGCCCUGCAGGAGGCCGACAGUGGGGUGGUGCGUCUGAGAGCCGGAGACCCUUUCUCUGAGGAGAUGAGCGCUCUGUGGCUGGGAGUCCAGAGUUUGGGCUUCACGCUGGUUUGUGAGCCCCACGAGAACCUCCUGCUCGCUGAGGGAACCCUGCGCAACCUGACCCGACACUGCCUGGAGCACCUGCACAUGCUGGGGCAGGGCAGCGAGGUUCUGCUGAGGAGCAACCGCAUUGAUGCUCUGCUCAGCCGCCUACUUCCUCACGGCCAGCUCCUCUUCCUCAACCACCGCUUCGCCCAGAGUCUUGAGAAGGAAGUGGCAGCGUACAUGGCCAAGUGACCCAGAGCGGCCCAGCAGUGCACGGCCACGAUGUACGACCAACUCACUCCGGGCUGACUUCUGGUUUGAGCUCAAUCACUGCUAGCUCUAAAACAAACAGGCUGACUGUUGUUUACCUUUGGUGACAUUUUUGCGGCGGUAGAAGACGAACAGGCUACUGGCAGCUGCUGUUUCAAGAUUGCAUGAGUUGGUAAACACAUAGAGUAGGAAAUAUCUCCCUCAGCCACUUGCAGCUCACUGUUCACUGUUGACUGUUUACUGUGUGGGAGGCUUCAGUUCAAAUCCUGUUUGUCAAAUUGAAGAGUGGAAAGGAAAAUGUGGCAGAUUAAAGAGUGCAGUUGAAGAGGCCAGUUAAAACCUACUCGUCAACAUCAAAGACAGCUAUUUAUGUGAUUCACCAUACUUGAAAAUGUCAUUGUUUGACCUUGAAGGCUCCGACUUGACCUUGUUUUUGCUAAUUCUGGGAAUAUAAAUGAAUCUCGCAGUGCUUUAUUGUGACUUCUAACGCACCUUUCGUUCUGAAGAGUAGGAGGACACCAGAAUGGGAUUUUUGAAUGUGUUCAUGCAGUACAAAGUAUGAUUCAUCUCAUAUUAACAAACAGCUGAAAUGGAGCAAAGGAAGAUCAAUGUCAGACUGGUUUAAUGCCAUUUUGAAGCAAACAUGUCCUGAUUCUUGAGGCACUGAGGACAAUGAAAAAGGAAACAUUAUAAAACCACUAUGAAAGAUAUGCAGAGAUGUUGGCAUACAGUACAAAACAGGAAAUGAUGAUAGAAACAACAACAGAAACAUCCAGACACCGCAUAUUACAAAUGUAUUCCUGUGUCUUGUGAACAUCUGCUGUACCUCUGACUGCGAACCCCCAUGAAGCCAGAUUCUCCUGCUCCUCUUCCUAACCUCUUAAUUGCCUCUUAAACCCCAGUUAUUCUGGCAACCAAAUCUAAAACUAGAGCUGUGACUGAGCUGUGUGUUUUAUGGGGGGAAAUCUGUCUGGAUGCCAACAUCAAUUGCUUUGAUCUUGUCUUUUUUUCUGUAUUAAAAAAUAAAAACUAAUUUUUUGUAUUA